Molecule: messenger RNA, 2398 nt
Organism: Ilex paraguariensis (yerba mate)
Lineage: Eukaryota; Viridiplantae; Streptophyta; Magnoliopsida; Aquifoliales; Aquifoliaceae
Source: the annotation of a GenBank genome assembly
GGCAAUUUCUUAUCAUUACUUAUUUGGGGUCUGGAAAAGUUGAACUUUUUGUUGGGGAGUAACUUCUAAGCAAAGCUUGAGCAUCAACAGAAAUGCUACCGCUCAUUCUGUUUACUCUUAGCAUGAUCAAUUGAGGAUGGUUUAGUGAUACUGUAAAUGAAGGGUCUGUGAGGGGCUAUUGGGUGCCUUAUCACCGGAAUUUGAGAUGGACCGGCGGAGUUGGCUGUGGCGAAGGAAGUCCGCCGAGAAGAGUCCCGGUGAAACAGAGAGCUCGGGAUCGAUAUCGUCCCACUCGGAAAGAUUCUCUGAUGAUCAGACACUACCAAAUCAUAAUAUUCAAUCACCAGAAAUCUCAUCUAAAGCUGCACCCACUGGUGAAGAGCUUAAUGACAAUGUGAAGAUUUUGACGGAAAAACUAUCCGAAGCUCUUCUGAACAUUAGUGCCAAGGAAGACUUGGUACAGCAGCAUGCCAAGGUUGCAGAGGAAGCUGUUUCAGGAUGGGAGAAAGCUGAAACUGAAGUGUUGGCUUUAAAACGACAACUUGAGGCUGUAACUCGAAAGACCUUAGCCCUUGAGGAUCGAGUUGGCCAUCUUGAUGGAGCACUGAAAGAGUGUUUGAGACAGCUUCGACAAGCGAGAGAAGAGCAAGAGCAGAAGAUCCAUGAAAUUGUUGCCAAUAGAUCUUAUGAAUGGGAAUCUACAAAGUCUGAACUUGAGAAUCAGGUCGUUGAGCUCCAGUCCCAACUUCAAGCUGCUAAAGCUGAAGCUGUUACCUCUAUGAAUUCUGAUCUUUGCCUUAAACUUGAAGCUGCAGAGAAAGAGAACUCUGGCCUGAAGCUGGAGCUUCUUUCCAAAGCUGAGGAACUGGAACUUAGGAUAAUUGAGAUGGACUUGAGCACCCAAGCUGCUGAAACAGCUAGUAAGCAAAAUUUGGACAGCAUUAAGAAGGUGGCUAAGCUUGAAGCUGAGUGCCGCAGGCUAAAAGCAAUGGCCCGCAAAAUGUCACCUUCUAAUGAUCACAGAUCUAUGGCUGCAUCCUCGGUUUAUGUUGAUUCUUUUACAGAUAGCCAGUCAGAUAGUGGGGAGAGGCUUUUGAUGGUUGACACUGACGCAUCCAAGAUGAGUGGCUUGGAGCUGAAUCACUGUGAACCAAGUCAUUCCGAUUCUUGGGCAUCUGCUUUAAUAGUUGAGCUAGAUCAAUUUAAGAAUGAGAAAGCUCUUGAAACUAACUUCAUGGUCACUUCCUCUGAUAUUAAUCUCAUGGAUGACUUCCUUGAGAUGGAAAGGCUUGCGGCAUUGCCGGAGACAGAAAGUGGAAGCUGCCCUGACUCGAGAGCUUUAUUAGAUCAUGCCCAUGUUGGGGAAAACCCUCUAAAAGCUGAACUUGAAGCCAUGAUUAAUCGGACAGCUGAACUAGAAGAGAAGUUAGAGAAGAUGGAAACUGAGAAAGUGGAGUUGGAGAUGGCCUUAGCUGAGUGCCAAGAUCAACUUAAAACUUCUAGAGAUCAGUUAGAUGAAGCAGAGGUGAAUUUGGUGGAGCUGAAAGCUUACUUAGCUAAAGCAAGUGAAGCACAGAGUGCGACUGAGAUUGAAUUAAACAAUACCAAUCUAAAGUUAGAAAAAUCAAGAGCCCGGUUGGAGGAAGCUAUGGUAAAUGUGGUGGAGUUACAAACUCAGUUUUCUAUGGUAAAUGAAGCAAAGAGCAUGGUCGAGGCAGAACUUGAGGCGACUAACAUAAAGAAAGCAGUGGCAGAGUCACGACUUGUAGUUUUAGAAGCUGACUUACACACCUUGCUUUCAAGAGUUAGUUUUUUGGAAAAAGAGAUUGAAAAAGAGUGCGCUUUUUCAGCAGAAACUGUUUCUAAGUACCGGAAAUUGGAAGCUGAAAUUUCAAGAAUGAAAUAUGAAACUGAGCUCCAAAAUGCAGCAAUCUUGAACGGACAGUUGAAAAUGAAGCAGGAUAUGGAAUUAGCAGCAGCUUCUACUAAAUUUGCAGAGUGCCAGAAAACAAUUGCUUCUCUUGGCCGACAGUUGAAAUCUCUUGCAACCCUGGAAGACUUUCUUAUGGACUCAGAGAAAUUGUCAGAGAUCUCUGAAGAUGAACUACAAUGUUCCAACAAUGGUUUUGAAUCAUGGAAAUUGCAAUCUAGUAAAUUCUCUUUGCCAAAAAGAGAUUCUGAAGCUUCAAAAACGGUUGAUACCUAUUCAGGGCCUCUUAACAAAUGGUAGCAAUGGGGGCUUGAUACUAUCUGUGGGGGAGGUUAUCUAUUCCGAAAAGAGUCGAAAUGGGCUUCGAAAGUUGCUUCAUCAGAGUAAGAUCAGGAGUUGAAGCGAAAAUCAGUGAUAGUGAGGAACAACAAAAACCAAAACGCAAUAAAGGAAACUGAUUUUGAGUCU